AUAUAGAUGCAAUGAGUAAUAAUACUCCUCUGUCCAAGACUCAUAAAACCAAGUGUAGUCAUACAAAGUUACAUCUAAGUUCUGCUGCACACCCCGAUCAUCUCUUCCCUCUCCCCCAUCUCACACCACCCCAAAUGGAGAACAGUGAGAUGGAGCUCCUCUUUCUCUCUUUCCUCCUCCUCUUAACCCUCUUCCUUUCCAUUUCUCUUCGUCUCAUGCCUGCUCAACACCCACAACGACGAGGACGACGACUCAAGCCCAUGCAGAUCGGCGAAGGCUCGAAGAAGAGAACUCCUCAACGAAUGAAUUCUUCGGUCCUUAACUCCGUACCAGUCUCAAAUGAGAGUGCCAAUAUCAUUAUCAAUUCUCUCAAAACUGGUUUCCGACACCUCGUCCAAAAGCUCUUUCCAUUUUAUCUCCGGCCUUGGACGCGCCGAGAAUCGACCCGCAUGGGUGGACUUUCUCUUCCAUGGUUUCUCAAACCCCAAAUAUUGCAGAACUUGGAAGCAAGUUGCAACCUCAAGGAACAAGUCACCGUGUUGGCAGACAGUGAUGAGAGACAUGACCGCCUUAUCGUAGCGACUGACCUGUUUCCAAACGAUCAAAAAUAUGAAAAUCACGGCAUUAAGCAUUUUUUAACGAGAUUUACUGACCCCUUUCAAGAUCUCUUAUCUGGGUUUUCGUCGAUGGAGAUGAAAUUGUCCGUUCGCUCGCAAGAUCUGUCAUUGCAUGAGCUUACUCUCGGUUCAAAGAUUCAUCAUUCUGCGGGGUCGUAAAAUCUUGAAAGGAGCAGACAAGGUCAUUGAGGUUGCCAUAACCCAGGGAGGAGGGAAGAUGAUUAUUCAGUCGGAGGAGACAUUGCGGAUGAUGAGUUGCCGGUGGAAUAAUAUUCCGAACGGGGUGUCGACAGUCAUGUCAUCUUCGCCGAAGGCCAUAGCAAUAUUCAUCAUCACCCGAGACGAUAGAUUCUCCGAUCCCGAAAGCCGAGAGAGAAACAAGAAUGCAUCAAAGACACUUCUUUAUGUGGACAGUUCAGACACAAACGUGAUCGUGAACAUGAAGGUUUUUGUCUGUCGUCCAGCAAGAAAUGGCCUCGACAAGAUUGCCCAUUCAACUCUCUCUCGUCCCACGGCGGAUUUACUCAGUUGCCACACAUCUAAACAUGAUUAGGCCACGCUCAAUUUGGUAGCGUUAUGUCCUUAUCAUGUCGUAUCAGUAAUUAAUCAGUAGCCACGCCAAACUGUUGGGGAAGAAGAGAAGUUCUGGUUUAUUCUUCUUCGUUCCUUCUUUAUUUGGGCGUGAAAAGACUUUGUAUUGUCGAUGCUUGUACUCCAACUUCAAGGACAAGAGGGCCAGGAGGGAGGAGGAGGACACUUUAACAUGUGACCUACGUCUUAAAAAUAACGUCUAUUGUUGCGAACUUUGGCUACUA
Messenger RNA from Syzygium oleosum, 1432 nucleotides. RefSeq lists its product as uncharacterized. NCBI's taxonomy places the organism in Eukaryota, Viridiplantae, Streptophyta, Magnoliopsida, Myrtales, Myrtaceae. The coding region runs from base 730 to 1170 and encodes 146 amino acids. The record is from RefSeq and is a predicted model, not a curated record. The transcript is spliced from 4 exons.